This is a messenger RNA of Musca domestica (house fly), 546 nucleotides long. RefSeq lists its product as uncharacterized. The record is from RefSeq and is a predicted model, not a curated record. The coding region runs from base 40 to 456 and encodes 138 amino acids. The transcript is spliced from 2 exons. NCBI's taxonomy places the organism in Eukaryota, Metazoa, Arthropoda, Insecta, Diptera, Muscidae.
CUCACAUCAAGGAGUAUAUUGAAAAUUAAAAAAAAAAUAAUGAAGUCAAUAACUGUUUUCUCCUGCCUCAUUGCGAUGGCACUCUGCCUGGUAAACCUGACCCAGGGAGAACUUUUCCAUGUCAACGAUGUCACCGUGGAGACCAAGACAAACAACUUCCGCUGCGAUCGCAUUAUCUGCCCGCCGCACACCCAUCGCUGUGUGGUCACCAAGAAGACCAAAUCCAAGGAUUUGACCAAAGUGAGUCGCAAAAAUGUCUGCUUAUCCGCCAAAAAUGCGGUCCUGCAAAAAUCCAAAACCGAGGAGACCGUCAAUGAUGGCAAGCAGUUGUAUUUCCAUCUGGACAUUGAACAUAGCGGCAAAGUACAUGCUAUGACCAGCACCAAGCCCAGCGUUUUCCAGAAGCUCAAGAAGACAGUUGUGGACAAAGUGCAGGCUGUGAAAAAUAAAUUCUGAAAGGAAAUGAAAUUGCAUCUCAAAAUUAUUGCAUUUUGGGUAUUUUUAUUUUAAAAUUUUAAUAAAAUAUAUUUUUGGUCCUUGAAAAAA